This is a messenger RNA of Paraphaeosphaeria sporulosa, 1002 nucleotides long. RefSeq lists its product as uncharacterized. NCBI's taxonomy places the organism in Eukaryota, Fungi, Ascomycota, Dothideomycetes, Pleosporales, Didymosphaeriaceae. The record is from RefSeq and is a predicted model, not a curated record. The coding region runs from base 34 to 1002 and encodes 322 amino acids. The transcript is spliced from 2 exons.
UGCCAGUUGCAGCGUCCAGCAUCCACUGCCGCCAUGUCGCACCGCUCCGUGUGCCCGUCCGUGGGCACAAUCGGCCGCCCAUUAUCGCAGCGUGUAGCCACGAGCUCCCGCUGCGCCCGGGGAUUCCAUGCCUCUGCGCGCAGGCUCGAGGACCAGCCCGGCGCUCCUCCGACGAAGACGCUCAAGGACGCCAUGACAGCCCCGCGCGAACCCCGCCGUCUGCGAAAUGCCAAUGCCGCACAGCAGGUGGGAAACCUUUCAUUCAACCGUCCGCCCCCCGGCACGGUCCUUGCGAGACGAUCCGGCACCAGCCCGCCAGACGGAGCCAAGAUAAUCGCGCCCCGAAAGCCGCUCGUCAGAAGGGAAGCAGUCGGCCCAGCUGGCCCCCCUGGCACCAUGGUGCGCGCCCCGUCCACGCUCCGCGUAACCCGCGACGGAGGCCCUCCUGCCAGACGGCCACAAGGCGGUCCCAAUCUACGCGCCCGUGGAGGAGGCCCGCCUGGAGCGACCGGCGCUCGUGGUCCCGGCGGUGCCCGUGGUCCCGGUGGUGCUCGCGGCCCAGGGAAGAAAGACGGCGGCAAAGGCGGGUCAGCGAAGCGUGAGCGCGGCGGAGGAGCAGCGGUAGAUAGCGCCCCGGAGAUCGACAAGGAGGGCAUAACGCCUGGUGCGAUAGAAGGCAGCAUGAUGCAGACCCUGUACCGUCAGCAGCGGAGCCAGUGGGACCGCAAGCCCUACGAGCCCAAGUACGCCCCUGGCAGCUUUGCGGCAAACGAACUGAUCCACGCCGGACGGGAGCUGUUCAGGGGAGAGGCGCCGCCUGUGAAGAUCUGGGGCAAGUUGGAAAGAACACUGAACAUCGUGGGCAUGCAUGGUGCGGCAGCGCACUUGAAGGUCCGCAGGGUCCCGGAUGGAGACGCUGCGCCCUUUGGCGAGGAGGAAGAAAACUUGCUGAAGUCGAAGCAGAAGGGUGCUGCUGAGCAGAAGACCAUCACCAUUGCGUAG